This is a messenger RNA of Porites lobata, 3100 nucleotides long. The record is from the annotation of a GenBank genome assembly. NCBI's taxonomy places the organism in Eukaryota, Metazoa, Cnidaria, Anthozoa, Scleractinia, Poritidae.
AUGCGUGGCUUGUGGCUCUGGACAGUCACGCUUUUCUCAUUUGGACUGUUUUUAAGAGGGGAGGAACCCCUUCGCUUAAAAAUGAGGCAUUUGAGGUUGCCUCCCAACUACCAAGGUAAACUGUUAUUCUUUGUACCCAACUGGCCUAUCAGACUUGUAUAUGCUGGAAAAGCUCAUGAUCAAAAUUUCAAAUGUUUAUAUUUGAUUAAGGUACAAAAUGUAAGAAGCAGAAUAUUACUUUACAAGAGGUUUGCGAGAGAAGUUUUCAGUGUUUAUCGCCUACUGUUUUGUUUAAUGGCACAUAAACCCAUGCUAAUUUGGUCUGAGAGUGUAGAGGUUUUACCCUUGACACAACCAAACAACAUAGCCUUGAUAGUAUGUAUUUAGCAUAUUUAGCAGUUUCCAUUAAUGCAUUAUUUAGGAUGGCUUGCAUACAGGUAUGGCAUACAGGUAUGUAUGUAAUUGUGUGUUGGUGUUGUUUUUCUUUUUGAUAGGUAGCAAAUUUAACAUAUAACCCUUGUCUUCCCAACUACUGUUUUCAUAAUGCUUUAAAUGACAGUAAGUGAUGAUUUUUUUCUUUGACAAUGUCAAUUUCCUUACUUUAGCUGAGUCCAAGAAAUUACCACAGCGCAUUGAGGUAAAAAUUCCUUGGUCAAAAGCUGACAGAAAAGCCAAAGGUACAUGUAAAAUAAUAUAAGUUUGUUAAUACAGUUCCAUCUGUAUAUGAAUGUGACAGGUCAAAAUAGAAUUAACAGAAGAUUGAUUUUUUUAACAUACCUCACAGGUUGAUUAUGGAUAUUAUUAUUGCAAUAAUAAUAAUGAUAAUAAUAAUAAUAAUAAUACAGUGUAAACAGCAAAGCACUAGUAUCUGGUUAGCAUGCUCUGUUUGAUAAGCCAUUUAGCCAUUUUAGACACCAUUUGCAAAGGUGGGUUUUGUUUAGCACUUUACACAACUGAGUCAGUUACAUGUACAAAUUUUGUCUUUCACAUUACAUGCUCAAGAAAAAUUCUUCACUUACAUACUUACUUACUUACUUACUUACUUACUUACUUACUUAAUGUGGAGUUUUAAAAGAAAACAUGACCACAGGAUUAAAAGAAAGAACUCUUUUUUCAACAAAAUAAACAGUUGCAUAAGGAAACAUGGACACAACCUUGUGACUUCUGGUGUUGAGGUAAAGGCCAUAUAUAUGCCAUAAACAUAUAAGAGAAUUGUCCUACUAGAGUUUGAAAUAAAUAAAGUGGUUAGUGUUGUUGCUGUUUUGUUUAUUUAUUGCUGGUACUUGCCAUUAAUUUAGGUGUCACACUGACUUUAUGGGCAAAUCCUUUGAAUCACGAGUUGUGUCCAGUUACUGCUUUGUUUGUGUGGCUGAUGAUUACAGGUUAGUUGAAUUUCACUAGUUGCAACUCUGAAAAUUUUGCGAAUAAAAGAAUCAUUUGCCCAGUUAAGUUUUGCUUUAAAUGUUGCUUUUCUUGAUUGAGGAAAUGUUUUGUAAUUUUUUUUUUUUUUGACUUAGUGACAAUAGAAACACUUCAACUUUAACUUGACUCCUACUGUAUCUAAGUUGAUUCUCAAAGAAAGGUUUUAUAGUACAGUCAAUUCAAACCUCUUAGAGAGAUUGAAAAAAGUAAGAGUUAUCAGGAGCUGAAGUUAUUGGGAGCUUGAAGCAAAUAAUUGAUUAAUAAUGAUAUAUCAUGGGGAAGGAAUAAAAGUAUCCUGCACAUUUUACUGCAAAGAAAGCUUGCAAGAAAUAUUAAUAUUUUGACAAAGGAACUAAGCAACAAUGCAUCAUUAAUAUACAGAGCUGGACACCGUAUUUAAACUGUACUGGACAGUGUGGGACAAAGAAAUGAGAAGGGAUGGAUAUGUUAAAGUAAUCCCAAAAGUGGUCAGGGUCACUUACAUAAGCGGUUGUUUACAAGAGCUUUUCAUUCCAAAUUUGAAGUCACUGUUUAACUGGGGUUUCUCAAAUGUCAUCAUAACUAGAGCUGAUCGCUUUUUAGAGUGGUCACAAUGAGAGCUUCGACAGUACACAUAAAAGACAUCACAUAUGCCUAGUACAAUGAUACCCAAAUAUACACUCUUACAGCGUCUUGUUUAAAACUGAAAAGUUGAUUUUUUUUUCACAGGUAUCAAAAAGGGAUAUAUAUUUCCUAGAGUGGCAAAGAAUAACCGAUUUGUCCAUCCAAAGUCGGCACGUGGUGUUACCUCUUAUAGAAAAAACUUUUGUGAGGUAUAAAUUGAUUUUUUUUUAUUGUUCCUCAGUAUCUUCUUGAAUUUCUUGUAAUAUUAGGUGCAAAGUGUUGUUUAAAGCUGUCUAGCCAGGUCCACUGUUUUUUCUAUUUUUAAAUAAUGAUCUAUCCAUGAGGAUAUUAACAGGUUAAGCACUGGCAGGUUAGCUUUUAUUCCAGAGGCAGGCUGUAUAAUAUUUUAUACACUUGUGCUUUUCUGUUAUCUAAAUAAUUAUUCCCUUUUAAAGCAUUCAUCUUUUCUGCUAAAUAUUUUGAACAGCUAAGACAAAAAAUCCUAAUGGAUUUGUGAAGUGAACAGAUUGUCUUCAAUAUUUUCUCAACAGUUUGCUUAAUAACAGAUGGAGUUAAGUGACUGAGACUUCAAAAAAUUCCAAAACAUCUACCACAGUAUUAAUGGUUGUAAAAUAUGUUUCUCUUUCUUUGAUCGUCUUUUGGUAUAAUGGACCUGGUUUCAUGUGGGCAAUAUAGUGUGGUGUUUGGUUUGAAUCUGUUUUCACGAAGAAAUUAAUAUUUUACUGCCAUAUCUUAGUAAUUAUUAAAGGAAUGAUCUUAGAUCUUUAUGAUCUCUAUGUUCACUGUGUGCACUAUGCUACUUAGAAUAUACAAAGAACUUACAAAGAACCUCACUUACGGGAGGCUAGACUGUAUUUCUGGGUUGAGGAUAAAUUUUGUCAUAUAUUUCAUACAACGUUUCCUAUUUUUUUAUGUAUUUAUUUUGUAUUUUUUUCCAUAGAUGUCAAAGACUCUUUUUGACAAGGAGUUUACGACUCAUAGCAUUCGCAGGUCAGCCUCUCGCUGGGCAGCCCGGUGUGGAGCAGACGACAGUACCAUUAAAAGAGCAGAAAGA